UCCCGGCCCGUGUGGAGCUCGGCGGCUGCAGACGCGGCGGCGGCGGCACGGCAGGCGGCGGCCUCGGGAGCGGCAACAUGAGCGGGUCACAGAACGAUGACAAAAGGCAAUUCCUGCUGGAGAGAUUGCUGGAUGCAGUAAAGCAGUGCCAGAUUCGCUUUGGAGGGAGAAAGGAGAUCGCUUCAGACUCUGACAGCAGGGUGACCUGUCUGUGUGCCCAGUUUGAAGCCGUCCUUCAGCAUGGCAUGAAGAGGAGCCGAGGAUUAGCGCUCACGGCUGCAGCCAUCAAGCAGGCGGCAGGCUUUGCCAGCAAAACUGAGACAGAGCCCGUGUUCUGGUUCUACGUGAAGGAGGUCCUCAACAAGCAUGAGCUGCAGCGCUUCCACUCCCUGCAUCACAUCACUGCAGACGUGGGCCGAGGCCGGGCCUGGCUGCGCUGUGCCCUCAACGAGCACUCCCUUGAGCGCUACCUGCACAUGCUCCUGGCUGACCGCGCCAGGCUCAGCACAUUCUAUGAAGACUGGUCUUUUGUGAUGGAUGAAGAAAGGUCCAGCAUGCUCCCUACCAUGGCAGCUGGUCUGAACUCCAUACUCUUUGCAAUUAACAUUGACAACAAGGAUUUGAAUGGGCAGAGCAAAUUUGUUCCCACUGUCUCCGACCUCUUAAAGGAGUCUACACAGAAUAUGACGUCUUUGCUGAAGGAGUCCACGCAGGGCAUGAGCAGCCUUCUCAGGGAGAUCACAGCAUCCUCUGCUGUCUCUAUUCUCAUCAAGCCGGAGCAGGAGACUGACCCUCUGCCUGUCAUAUCCAAGAACGUCCAUGUUGAUGCCAGAUGUAAAAGGGAGAGGAGGAGGAGGAAGAAGGUAACCAACAUUGUCUCUUUUGAUGAUGAUGAGGAGGAACAGAGCAUUGGGGACACUUUAAAAAAGAUGCCUGGGACCGCAGAAAGCUCGGAGGAGAACUCUGACCGCUCCUCCAUCAACAUCAUGUCAACCUUUGAAAGCCCGUUUGGGCCAAAUUCCAAUGGGAGCCAGAGCAGCAAUUCAUGGAAAAUUGAUUCUGUAUCUUUGAAUGGGGAGUUGGGCUACCAGAAGCUUGAUGUGAAAAGCAUUGAUGAUGAUGUGGAUGAAAAUGAGGAGGAUGUGUACAGGAACCCAGCAGGAAGGAAGCACACGGGCCACUCUGAGUCACCAGACAAGCCGCUGGAUGCGAGCACCUGCCUCCCCCCGGUACCUGGAUGGGCCCCGCUGCAGGUGCUCCACGGAGAUGCUGAUGCUGACACUGAUGUCCUCUUCCCUGUCAGUGGAGUGGGCUCCUAUGGUGCAGCAGAUGCCCCUGUGGGAAGUCUGGAGAAUGGGACAGGACCCGAGGACCACAUACUUCCAGAGUCUGGCCUUCGGUACAGUAUGGAAGCCAGUUCUCCAGGCCGCGGAAGUCCUCUGAGUAGCCUGUUACCAUCAGCCUCAAUGCCUGAGUCCAUGACAGUUCAUGAACUACGCCAAGCCAUCGUGGCCAUGAUGAACAGAAAGGAUGAACUGGAAGAAGAGAACGGGUCACUGAGGAAUCUCCUUGAUGGUGAGAUGGAGCACUCAGCCGCACUCCGGCAAGAGGUGGACGCCUUGAAAAGGAAGGUGACGGAGCAGCAGGAGCGCCAUACCACAAAGGUCCAGGCACUGGCAAGAGAAAACGAGGUGCUCAAAGUCCAGCUGAAGAAAUAUGUAGGAGCUGUCCAGAUGCUGAAAAGAGAAGGUCAAACAGCAGAAGUUGUCCCCAGUCUUUGGAACGUUGAUGGAGAAGUUGCAGUCCCUGAACAGAAGCCUGGGGAAGUUGCUGAGGAGCUGGCGAGCUCCUAUGAGAGGAAGCUCAUUGAGGUGGCUGAGAUGCAUGGGGAGCUGAUUGAGUUCAACGAGCGUCUACAUCGGGCCCUGGUGGCCAAGGAAGCCCUGGUGUCCCAGAUGAGGCAGGAGCUGAUUGACCUCCGAGGCCCUGUGCCUGGAGAUUUGAGCCAAACAUCUGAAGACCAGAGCUUGUCCGAUUUUGAAAUAUCAAAUCGGGCACUAAUCAAUGUCUGGAUCCCGUCUGUGUUUCUCCGAGGCAAAGCAGCCAACGCGUUCCACGUGUAUCAGGUCUACAUCCGGAUAAAGGAUGAUGAAUGGAACGUGUAUCGGCGGUACACUGAGUUCCGGGCGUUGCAUCACCAGCUGCAGAGUGCGUUCCCGCAAGUAAGGGCCUACAACUUCCCUCCCAAAAAGGCCAUCGGAAACAAGGAUGCCAAGUUCGUGGAGGAGCGACGAAAGCAGCUCCAGAGUUACCUCCGCAGCGUCAUGAACAAGGUCAUCCAGGUGGUUCCUGAGUUUGCUGCCAACCCCAAGAAGGAGACCCUGGUGCAGCUGGUGCCCUUCUUUGUGGAUAUUACUCCACCUGGAGAACCGCUGAACAAGAACAGUAGACCCAAAGUAGUCUCCCGCUUCCCUAAGCUGUCCCGAGGCCAACCCAGGGAGAUGCGCAAUGUGGAGCCUCAGAGUGGUGACCUCUGACCUCAGUGGAAUCCCAGACCCCAGCCACUUUGUGCUCAACCUAGCCAUGGCCGCUGGCUCUGGACACCUUGGCAGGAUGACCAUGUCCCCACAGAGAACACACUCUUCCUGCUGCCGCACGCAACCCAAUUAAAUUGGUCAGUUUCA
Peromyscus eremicus (cactus mouse) is the source of this 2684-nucleotide messenger RNA. It is a transcript of the gene Snx29, whose product is annotated as sorting nexin 29. The transcript has 21 exons. NCBI's taxonomy places the organism in Eukaryota, Metazoa, Chordata, Mammalia, Rodentia, Cricetidae. The record is from RefSeq and is a predicted model, not a curated record. Bases 78 to 2537 code for a protein of 819 amino acids. Gene Ontology annotation, molecular function: phosphatidylinositol binding.